GUCUCCGUGAAGUCGCCGGGCUCUCCAGUCGCAUUGCUUGACUUUUUAAGGAGCGACAGUCUGACGGGCGGGCAGGCGGCCAGUUGGCCGGCCGGCCGGCCCUCCGUGUGUCGCCGCGAUGUCGAGUUUCGGAGGGUCGCUCCUGUCCUCGUCUUCUUCCUCGGACGGCUUUCGUACGUCUGCCCCCUUCGCCGAGCCCCUCUCGGAUAACGAAUGGUUUUGGGGGGCCUCCUUGGCGCCGGCCGCCCCCGUUCUCCUGUCUCGGGACCUCCUGUGGAUCUCCGGGCAGCUGAGGGAGGUCCAGAAGGCCAUGGACGGCUGCAGGCAGCUCUUCUCGUCCGAUGAAGGGGAUCACAGCCUGCCAGCAGUCCAGCUGAAGCUCCGCUUGCAGGAGAUGAUUGGCGCCCUUCACCCCCUCCUGCAGCGAUACCCGGCUCUGAAGUCGGCAGCUGUGCGCCAGGCCCUGGUGGAUCUGUGCAACUCCAUUAAUGAAAUGAACUGUGAAGACGUCAGGAAGGAGAACAAGCGCUACAGCGAAAUCCUGCGGGAGUUUGACGCCUUCGAGAUCUCCAUCGCCAACACUACGGUGGAGACCCUCCUCGGUGACCCCGACACACACUCCAUCUGCACGACGGUCUCUGAGGACACAACUGAAGUGGACGAGUUGACGGCAGAGGAUGGUUUCCUCACGGAGGAGCGGCCGGACUUGGAAGAGCCGAGCGUCAUGACAGUGCAGGAAGCCGAUGCCAGCCUACUGCGGAGCGAUGGUGGCGUAGAGCUGGCCCUCCAGUACUCCAAGAUGUGGUGCAAGUAUGCCAAGGAGCUGCUGACCUGGAUGGAGAAGAGGCUCACUCUCGAGAUGGAGUUUGCUAAGAACAUCGUGAAGACGGCCGAGUCGGCGAGGUCAGCGGUCACCCAGCAGGAUUUUAUGCCCCUCCAGUUCAUCUACACCCUGGCACUGGACCACGAUGUGAAGUGUGGCACCACAGUGCGUGACACGGGUGAGAUUAUCCAGCAGCGCUGCAUCCAGGCUCUUUCUGCCAAGAAGAAUGAGAUUGACAAGUGGAGGCGCGAGUUCAAGGAGCAGUGGAGCCGUGAGCAGAAGAAAAUGAGUGAUGCCAUCUCUUCCUUGAAGAAAGCCCAGCAUCACUACAUCCAACGCUGCGAAGACCUGGAGAAGGCACGUGCCCUCAGCACGCGGGCAGAGGAGGAGCUGUCCAGUGGGCCAGGGGGCAUGUCCAGUGGCAGCGCCACCAAAACCCUGGAGAAGAGACGGCGGUCUCGGGAUGAGGCCCAGACCAAGGCGCAGGAGGCCGAAGCCAACUACCGGGCAUGUGUCAGCGAGGCCAACAGCCGCCAGCAGGACCUCGAGAAGGUGAAGGAGAAGAUCGUCGUCCACCUGCGCAAGCUCAUCUUCCAAGGGGACACCGUUCUCAAGGAGGUCUCGGUGAACCUCUUCCACUAUCAGCGGCAGCAGACGGAGCCCGUGCCGGUGGGCUUCCAGAACCUGGGGGUCACCUGCCGGCCCUACGAGUCCGGGGAGCACUACCUGCGCUUCAUCGAGCACAAGCGGCGCCGGCAGACUCGGCCCACUGCCUUCAGCUUCCGGGAGUUUGUGCCACACGGCAAGAGGUCACCUGCCACUGGCCACCGAAAGGACAGCAACCAGAAUUCUGCCAGUGCCAUCAUGGACAUGUACCCACUGCCCGAUGAGCAGCUAGAAAAGCAGUCAUCCAGUGGCAAUGAGAUUGCUCAUCAGGUCCGCAAACUGGAGAAGGCGCCCUCUACUGGCACCAUGUCAUCGGAGGACUUGGAUGACAAGGAGCUGGGAGUGCCCAGUGAAGCAGACCCCAGUGACAUGACCGGUGACAAUAAGCUGAAAAACAUCGUGGUGUCCCGGGCGGCACAGACCCACCGGCUGAGGAAGAUGAAGGGCAAGGUUGGACGAUGCCGGCAGUGUGACAACUACAUCCUGGUGAAUGGCAUCGAGUGUGAAGAGUGCAACGGUGCCUUCCAUCGCAAGUGUUUGGAGUUCUGCCAGCAUGAGUGUGAGCAACCAAAGCUGGGCACUGUCUUUGGGGUAGACUUUGCCCAGGUGCCCAGGGAGCACCCAGAGGAAGUGCCCUUCGUAAUCCAGCAGUGCACACGAGAAAUUGAGCAGCGGGCAUUGGAGGUGCAGGGUGUGUACCGAAUUAGUGGUUCCAAGCAGCGGGUACAGAAACUGUGCCAGGCCUUUGACAGCCAGCUGGAAGACGUGGACCUGUCGGAGCAUUCGCCACACGACAUCACCAAUGUGAUCAAGUACUUCUUGAAAGAGCUGCCCGAACCAAUUGUGGUCUUCCGGCUCUACAACAACUUCAUGGCUCUAGGCAGGGAUGUCCAGAGGGUGGUGGACAAGGAGCAGGGGACGAAUCUGAGUGUGGAGUCACUUGUGCAAACUGCCCAGGCGCUGCUGAGCCGGCUACCUGUGGCCAACUACUACACGCUGCGGCACCUGGUCAUCCACCUUCACAGAGUGGCGGAGCAGUACGAGGAGAACAAAAUGUCUCCUGGAAAUCUUGGCAUCAUCUUUGGGCCGACACUGAUGCGACCAUUGGUGGAGGGUGACAUCUCCAUGAUGGCGCUGCUGGACACCAGCUACCAGGCCCUGCUGGUUGAGUUCUUCAUCCUACAUUGUCGGGACAUCUUUGGAGUGGAGGAAGUGGGUGACGCCAAGAAAGACAGGGGAACGCUGCUGGAGGAGUCUGCUGAGAGGCUGGCAUCCACAGAGAGCCUGACGUUGAAGCGAGACUCGAGUGAGGGCUACCUGUCUGACAAGUCGUCUUCCAACGAGGCGGUGGAUGAGCUCAGUGUGGACGGCGGUGGCCAUGGCGCAGCUGUCCACACACUUGUGAGUCGCGGCUCGGGAUGCGGGGACACGGAUGAGCCGGACUCGUUGGGGGGCUCUCAGAGCCGCGCCCACUUCAGCCGACAGCCCAUCAAGCCGCAGAAGCAGCCGGUCCUCAAGAGCAAACCGGUCAUCCUGAAGGUGGCCUCCCUGCCUCGCAUCGUCUCCUCUGAAAUGUGCAGCGAUGAGCCCGAAGUCCGACCGAGGACGGGCAGUGGGGACAGCAGCCGGAGCUCCUCUCCAGAGCCGGGCACCCUGCGUCGCUCGGGUGGCACCUACAACCGUCAGCGGCAGCGCUUCGAGAUGACGCAGGAGACGGCGCGACUCAUCUCCAAGGCGACGGGACACACGGACUCCUGCAGCGGGCCAAAUGCCACAGCCACGGGGCGGGUGGAGGAUGGCGAGCCCCCCAGCCAGAAAGAGGGCAAUGAAUCGAAUAACAACAGCAAUGGCCCACUGGACACGGGUAGCGUCACCCACGUUCGGAGCAACGGCGGGCGGCGAGACUUGGGUGAGGUGCGCACGGUGGAGCAGAUGCUGUCCGGACUACAGCUGCGCCGUGGCCAGCAGGAGGCGCCGGAGGGCAAAGUCUACUUUGUGUAAGUUUUGUAUGCUGUGAGCGCCCCCUAGAGGGGCAGGACUCUUCAGUGGUGGACCAUUUUUAUUAUUUGUAAAAAGAGGACAUUUUCUUAAUAAACUAAACGUGAACUGGA
Molecule: messenger RNA, 3600 nt
Organism: Polypterus senegalus (gray bichir)
Lineage: Eukaryota; Metazoa; Chordata; Cladistia; Polypteriformes; Polypteridae
Product: GEM interacting protein
Exons: 21
Coding region: 119-3490 (1123 amino acids)
Biological process (GO): negative regulation of GTPase activity; activation of GTPase activity; signal transduction
Cellular component (GO): plasma membrane
Molecular function (GO): GTPase activator activity
Source: RefSeq, a predicted model, not a curated record